Messenger RNA from Alternaria hordeiaustralica, 1872 nucleotides. RefSeq lists its product as uncharacterized. The record is from RefSeq and is a predicted model, not a curated record. Lineage: Eukaryota; Fungi; Ascomycota; Dothideomycetes; Pleosporales; Pleosporaceae. Bases 1 to 1872 code for a protein of 623 amino acids. The transcript has a single exon.
AUGCCUCGCUCCACCCUCGUCGUCGCGAGUGCAGUCCUCGCACUCCUAUCUCCCCUCGCCCAGGCCAAGAUCAAGAGCGAAAUACGCACGUACCUCUUCACCAGCGACGACUGCAAUGGACCAACUAUCGGUGGCAACGAGGACCUCAAGCCCAACAAGUGUCACGACAUUGUCAGCGGCGCCAACAGCAUGAGGCCUUCCACGAACAAGCACCAGGACUGGCUCAACCAGAUCAACCUCGGACAGCAAGAGUGCUGGGUCGCCACAUACAAGCAUCACGGCUGCUCAGGCUACCCAUCAAUUGCCGAAGAACUUCCCGGGGCCAUCGAUCAGUGCUUGUCACCAGACGAACAGUUUCUCUCCAUGAUGUUUAGAUGUCGAGACGUGAAGUCAGAGAACGUUACGACUACCGUCGUGGUGGUACCAACCGCCGUUAUCGGAACUCCGCAACUGAUCAGCACCACCACUGUAUAUCCAGAAACGAUCACCGUCACCGUACUUCCACAACCGAUCACAACUUCCACCGUGAUCACCGAGGUUGGAAUUGCUGGCUAUCUCACGACAUGGAUGCACGCUGGCAGCUCUUUUACCAACUACGUCUCGACUAUCUUCACAACUUCUACCAAGACUUCCAUGCAGACUCUGUACCCUAAGGCGAGCACCAUCACCACAUACCUGCCGCAUAUCGUGACGCCUUGGGUGACUAUCACCCCGCUAGAGACCUCCACCGUGCUUCUUAGCACUCCGACUCCGACUCAUACCGUCACCGCCUAUGUCGAAGACAGCCACUACCCGCGCGAGCGUCGCUCCGACCCUCAGCCCGAAGCCCAUGCUCUGGAGCCACGCCGCAGGAGCAAGUGGAAGGGCCCUCGGAUUGGUGUAUGGAUGAAGCACCCUUGGUCUCAGGCGGUCAUUUGCUACGAAUGCUACGCCAAGGCUCAUGACAAUCUGUGGAAGUUCGAGUGCCGCUCUGGACCGAACAACCCCGUCUCAUGCGAGGGCCCGGUACCUGAUCCCAACGAAACCGUCACCGUCACACAUACUCCAGAUGUCACGGUAACCCAGGGUGCAGCGAUCACCAGCGUGUCAGUCGUUACAGUAACCGCUGGGCAUGCGAUUACAACGGUCAUCGGCGGCAACCCAAUUCAGCCAAUGCAGACCAUUACGCUCGGCCAGAAGGAAGCCGAUCUAGAACGCCGCUCAUUCCACAGGGCCGUCAGAUUCACCCACCCGUGGUAUCCUGGCACAGAGAUGUGCGCAGAUGCUGAAUGGGAGGAGCGUGGAUCGAAGGGGUCAGAAGUCCGAAUCCAAAAACCCAAGGAAGACAUGAAGAAGCGCACUCCGAAGCAGCAAGUGCAGUACAUCGACGCCACUCCAGAGACGAAGACUGUCGUACUCCCUUACUCUACUGUCUCUGUGAUCUUCAGCACCUCCACGGUUUAUCCUCCCGCUAUCGUCACCGUAGCUCCUCCGUCUAUCGUCACCGUCGCUCCUCCGUCCGUCGUCACGGUCAUUGGCUCUCAACCCGUGGUUACUAUCACCACCAUCUCGGCUCCUGCCAUGGUCACAGUCACUCAUAAGUUCCCUCCUGCAGCCGUCACCACAACCAUAAUCGCCGCCCCCGAGCCACCUUGCACCACCGAACCCUACUCCAUAAAAACCGUCUACGUCGACCCUGAGCCACCCUGCACCACCACCCCCGUACCUGUUUCCAUCACAACCACAACCGUCUUCGUUGACCCCGAGCCACCUUGCGAUACGGUCACCGUCGCCCCCGAGCCACCCUGCGACACGGUCACUGUCGUCGGAAGAUCUGCGCCCACGCCCUACACCACCUUCUACUCAAAGCGCCAGCAGCUGCGCGAUCUCUGA